Messenger RNA from Cryptomeria japonica (Japanese cedar), 2098 nucleotides. Its product is annotated as protein NRT1/ PTR FAMILY 4.5. The record is from RefSeq and is a predicted model, not a curated record. Gene Ontology annotation, cellular component: membrane. Gene Ontology annotation, biological process: transmembrane transport. Gene Ontology annotation, molecular function: transmembrane transporter activity. NCBI's taxonomy places the organism in Eukaryota, Viridiplantae, Streptophyta, Pinopsida, Cupressales, Cupressaceae. The transcript has 6 exons. The coding region runs from base 196 to 1980 and encodes 594 amino acids.
AUGCAAAACCCCACCCGUGACCCCGACUGUAUACUAUCAGAUUUUGUAGGAAAUUAAUUAUUUAAGAUACUGUUUUCCCUAUAAAGCCUCGAACCAACACUGGAUUUCUCAGAGUCUUUUGUAUGAAUUCCUUAGUCUUUUGUCAAUGGAGAAAUAAGGCUGCCAGCAUAUUUGUAGUCUAUUUUGCAACCCAAAAUGAGUAAGUCGAAAGGAUCCGAUGAGUAUGAAUUAGAAGGUUUUGUCGACUGGAGAGGAAGACCUGCUCGGAAGGAUCGCCAUGGUGGAAUUCACGCGACCUUCUUUGUAUAUGUGAUGCAGAUAUUUGAGAUCCUUGCUUUUCUUGCCAUUAAUAUAAAUCUGGUGACAUAUUUCAAUGGAGUUAUGCAUAUGGAGCUCUCUGAUGCAGCGACUAUGCUCACAAAUUUCGUGGGCACUACACUACUUUUAUCGUUGGUUGGGGGAUUUGUUUCUGAUGCGUACCUUAACAGAUUCCAGACUAACUUCUUUUCUGUCUGUAUAGAACUCAUUGGAUACGCUGUAUUAUUAAUACAAGCCCACUAUGGGAGUUUAAAGCCUCCUCCCUGUAAUCUACUGGAUAAGUCUUCUGUGUGCGAGAAAGUGAGUGGAGCAAAAGCUGUGAUGCUAUUUGUGGGACUGUAUUUGGUGGCUAUUGGAAGUGGAGGUGUGAGAGGUUCUCUACCGCCUCUAGGAGCAGAUCAAUUCGAUGAGAAAGAUCCCAAAGAAAGGAGAAAAAUAUCCACCUACUUUAACAUGCUUUUCCUCAGCAUCGCUGUUGGGUCAUCUAUUGGUGUUACUGUAGUUGUGUGGGUGAUGAACAACAAAGGAUGGGAUGCAGGUUUAGGUUUCUGCUUAGCAGCCGUUUUCAUGGCAACCCUAGGCAUUGUGGCUGGAAAAUCAACAUACCGUAUCAGAAUCCCUGGAGGGAGCCCUCUAACUCGCAUUAUUCAGGUGUUUGUAGCUGCAUUCCGUAACCGAAAGCUCAGCCUACCAGAGAAUCCGAACGAUCUAUAUGAAGUACAUGAUAAGGAAGCAAACAUCAUCCAUACCGAGAAACUUGCACAUACAAACCAAUUCGAAUUCCUGGACAAAGCAGCCAUAUUAAGGGGGGAUUCCUCUAAACUUGAGAAUAACAUGGAGCCUAGUGGCUGGAGAUUAUGCACUGUGACCCAAGUAGAAGAAGCCAAGAUUCUAAUUCGAAUGGUACCCAUAUUUGCAAGCACAAUACUGCUGAGUACAGGUUUAGCACAACUUCAGACAUUUUCAGUGUCUCAGGGUUUGACCAUGGAUCGAAGCAUGGGAAAGCAUUUCAAAAUCCCAGCGCCUUCUUUAGCAAUAAUUCCUUUGCUAUUUCUAGUUAUUCUGACUCCAAUCUACGACAGAAUUUUUGUUCCAGUUGCUAGAAGAUUCACUGGACACGAAGCAGGGAUUACUCACUUGCAAAGAGUUGGAGUUGGAUUAGUAUUGGCUGUAAUAGCAAUGUGUAUUGCUGCUGUGGUGGAGGUGAAGAGAAAACAUGUGGCAAAAGAGAAUGGAAUGUUGGACUCAAUACCAAUUCUGAUGCCGCCUAUUCCAAUGAGUGUCUUCAUGUUGGGAUUCCAAUUUUUUCUCUUUGGAGUUGCAGACUUAUUCACUUUGGUAGGGACAAUGGAGUUCUUUUACAGUGAAGCCCCUGAAAGAAUGAGGUCCAUGUCCACUGCAUUUUCGUAUGCAUCUGUAUCUGUGGGUUUCUUCCUCAGCAGUGUUCUAGUUAAUGCUGUCAACUCUGCAACUCGAAACAUCACAGAAAGCCAUGGUUGGCUUCGGGGUAACAAUCUGAACCGAAACCAUCUUGACUUGUUCUACUGGUUACUCGCUGUCCUCCUCUUGAUCAACUUUUUCAACUAUCUCUUCUGGUCAACUUGGUACAAACACAAAAAAGUAGCCGGGAUCCAAGAAGACAAGGUAUCUGUGGGGGCUUGACACGAAUAUAACUAGUGGUGGUGGUAUUUCUAUUAGGUUCAAUGAGCUCACCAUAGUUUGUAUGCAUGCAAUUUAUCUAUAUAAAAAUAUGAUAUAAAAUGUAUGGAUAUUAUUAUUA